Penicillium antarcticum is the source of this 1986-nucleotide messenger RNA. RefSeq names its product CAP-Gly domain containing linker protein BIK1. The record is from RefSeq and is a predicted model, not a curated record. The coding region runs from base 1 to 1986 and encodes 661 amino acids. The transcript has a single exon. Lineage: Eukaryota; Fungi; Ascomycota; Eurotiomycetes; Eurotiales; Aspergillaceae.
AUGCCUCUCGACGAUGUCCGUGUCGGUGACGUGGUCAAUGUCCCCGGUGGCAUGCAUGGGACGAUCAAAUACCUCGGACCGGUAGCGGGCAAACCAGGUCGCUUCGCCGGAGUCGAGCUGAGUGCAGAACAUGCGCAGCGAGGGAAGAACAGCGGCGACGUGGACGGCCGGAAGUACUUUGUGACUUUGACUCCGGGAGCCGGCAUCUUCGUCCCUAUGAACAAUAGCAAAUACGUCACCAGACGGUCGAGCUCGAAUCAUUCUACGCCGACGACUCCAAGACGCGCAGCACCAGUCAAUUUCAGCAAAUCCGUCGGCCCGGCACUCACUACACCUCGUCCGCGCGUCCGACGACCGUCCCUCCCCCGUCCGGAGUCUCCCCGUGUCCCCCCUCCGAAGCUCAGCCUAAGCGGCUUGCGUACACCUUCAGCUGCAUCCAAGUCUGGCGGAAUCAAUGGCAUGCGAAGCCCGGUCAAGGCGCCGUCCCGACUGUCCGAUAGGCCUUCCUCGCGGAUCAGCACGGAGGACGACGCUUCGUCAUAUGGACGGCCAUCCGACUUCCGGCAGCAGGCCCACUCGUCAGAACUCCAAGAUUUGAAGGAUCAAAUCAAGAGCCUAGAGAAGCAGCUUUUGGACCGAGAUAAACAAUUGGAUGAGCAGUCUGGAACUUUAAAUGAAUUCCAAAAGACAUUAGAGGAAUUGGAGGGAUCGGACGGUCAUUCGAUCCGUACACAGCUGCGCGAACGAAACGAGCGAAUUAUCCAAUUGACCGCCGAAUUCGAUGGCCACCGAGCCGAUUUCAGAAGCACUCUUGAUACAUUGGAGAUUGCGGCCUCCGAGACCGAGCGGGUCUACGAACAGCGUCUCGAUGAGCUGAUGCAGCAGAACCAACAUUUCCUGGACCGCGGCGAAGAUGUUGAGAUUGUUGCGCAGCAGCUUAAGCAGUUGGAAGAGUUAGUCUCCGAGCUGGAAGAGGGUCUUGAGGAUGCCCGGCGGGGAGAGGCCGAGGCUAGAGCCGAGGUCGAGUUCCUCCGUGGUGAAGUCGAGAGAACCAAGCUAGAGCUGAAGAAGGAGCGUGAUCAUUCGGCUGCGGCGUUGAAAGACGCGCAUUCUACAUCAGACAGCCCACGAAACAGCAGCGAGUUGGACCAAAAGGACGAUGAGAUCCGCGGACUCAAGGCUAUCAUUCAUUCUCUCAGCCGUGGGAACCCAAAUGCAGCAAGCUUGGGACAGAACGGCUCUGAUGAUCAUAAUCCGGAGCUCUCUGAACUAGAACAGCGGAUCCAAGAGGUCGAAGAGACCGUUGGCCGCAAGGACCACCGCAUUGAGGAGCUUGAGCGUGAACUGCAAGAAAUGCAGCUUGACUCUCGUGGCGGCCGUAACCGCAGUUCUACUGUCACUCUUUCUCCCAAGCAACACAGACCUUCCCACUCCUCGGGCAACAUCUCCAACAACUCCAACGGUCUGAACCAAGCUCAUCGUCUCUCUGACCGCACUGUUGUUCCAACUGACUGGCAUGAUGCACCCUCCGAGCCGCGUCAUCUCCGGGGAGCCUCUAACUCAUCCCAACAAAGACUCGAGACAAUGCAUGAAUCUGAGCGCGGCUCUGACGAGGACACAAUGUGGUGUGAAAUCUGUGAAACAGGCGGCCACGACAUCCUAAACUGUACCAGCAUGUUCGGCUCCGGCCAGAACAACGAGCAGUCCAAGAAGCCAGCCGAGGCCGGGGAGCCCACUCCCCAGCACUCAGUCCCUGAGAAGACGGCAUCCAGCCACACAGGUAACUCAGACAACUAUGCAGAUGCCACCUCCUCGCAAAAAACAGGACGGGACGUCGUCCUAGAAGGCCUCAAGGGUAUCGGCGGACUGGGCAACUCCAUGGACCCGAUUGCCGGCAAGUCUUCAGGCGUCAUUGACGAGUCGAAGUGGUGUGCUCUGUGCGAGCGAGAUGGCCAUGAGAGCAUUGACUGUCCGUUUGAUGAAUAA